AGAACCCAAUAAGAGAGUACAAAGUAGUCAUGAAGAGAGGCUUUGUACAGUUUCAAAUUAAUUUGUUUACAUUUCAAGCAAUAUAGCAUUUAAAAACACGAUUACAAAUUAAAAUAAAUUUAAGAAAAUUAAAUGAAAUAAUAGUUUAAAUAAAUAAAACGUAAAAUAACACAACAAACAAACGAAAUAAAAGAUUAAAAUGGCCGUCCUAGAAUCUUGCUGGUCUCCAAUUAUAUGGUCGAACAAUGUUAAGACUGGCAGUUAUGCGGUGGCAGCUUAUACGGCUGCCAUUUCUGUGGUUUUCAUUACAAUGAUUGCAUACAUGCUUUCGGGCGGAGAUUCGUCUCAACUCUAUUCACCACUGUUUGAAACAGACAUCAGAUCUUCCAUGCCCAUUGUGGGUGGUUUUUUCAUAUUUUAUUUCAUUAUGGUCAUCAUCUCUUCGUAUUUGGUGUAUUAUGGAAUUAAAAUCAGCACAAGAGGAUGGCUAUUGCCUUGGUUGAUCCUAGUUGGUGUUGGCAUAUUAUUCCAGCUGGUCUUUGGUUUGUGGCUCAUUGGCGGCUAUUAUAUUUAUUUGGAGCAAACAUUUUCUGCCCUCUUGCUGUUUGUUUGGAUGUCCUACAAUUUCUAUUGUUGGCUUUGUGUCUUUUCGCAGUAUCAAAUAUUUUUGGAAAUACAAAAUCCCAAUAUUGAACUUUUGAUGCCAUAGAAUCAACGAAAGCUUCACUUAGAUAUUUAUUAGUUAAUUCCCAUUAACAAAAUAUGCAUUUUCGUCCAAAAAACAACAUGAUGACCAACAAAGACGCAUAAAGUAGUUUAUAGAUUUUAAGUUAUACACUCCAUUUCAAUAUAUAUCAAUUUUUUUAAAUUAUUAAUGAGACUAAUGUUACAUUCCGUCCAUUGUUGUUUUGGUAAUCCAAAAUGAAAACACACCAAUUUUUGCCUUAUAUCUACAUACAUUUUUACACUAUGUACAAAAAAAUUAUACAUUUUUACAAUGAAA
Musca domestica (house fly) is the source of this 1003-nucleotide messenger RNA. RefSeq lists its product as uncharacterized. The transcript has 6 exons. NCBI's taxonomy places the organism in Eukaryota, Metazoa, Arthropoda, Insecta, Diptera, Muscidae. The record is from RefSeq and is a predicted model, not a curated record. Bases 200 to 709 code for a protein of 169 amino acids.